Messenger RNA from Plasmodium vinckei vinckei, 3402 nucleotides. Its product is annotated as ATP-dependent RNA helicase DBP10, putative. Bases 1 to 3402 code for a protein of 1133 amino acids. Gene Ontology annotation, molecular function: ATP binding; nucleic acid binding; RNA helicase activity. The transcript has a single exon. Lineage: Eukaryota; Apicomplexa; Aconoidasida; Haemosporida; Plasmodiidae. The record is from RefSeq and is a predicted model, not a curated record.
AUGAAACUGAAAAAAGCAAAGAGUAAGAAAAACAAAAGAAAAGGAAAUGACAACAAUAAUAGUAGUAAAAGCAACUAUGGAAAAGGAAAAAAAAUAAAAAUCGAAAAAAAUUAUAAAAAAAAUAAUGAAAUAAAAGGUAGCAAAUUUCAUAAAAAUAGUAAAGAAAAACGGAUAAACAAAUUAACCGGAAAACUAAAUAAGAAGCCUAGUGAAAACUCUGUAGAAAGUUCAAAAAAAAGAUACUCCUGGUUAUUCAAUAAAACUGAAAAGGAUCAUGAUAAUAUAAAAAAUAAUGGCAUAAAUAAUGGCAUAAAUAGUGAUGCAGAUAGUGAUGAAGAUAGCGACGUAGAUAGUGACAAACGUAAAGGAGUGAAAAAAAAGUUUGUGCUAUAUAAAAAACGUAAAAACAAAGGGAAAGUUGUUUUAAGCUGCUUUCAAAACUUAGGAUUAAGCAAAGAAAUGUGUAAAAGUAUAAGCAGCAAUUUAAAAUAUAAUAGACCAACAGAUAUACAAAAAUUAUGUAUCCCUAAAAUUUUAAAUAAAAAAGAUGUUAUAUGUAUUAGUAAGACAGGAUCAGGAAAGUCACUUGUAUAUUUAAGCACAUUAAUAGAUAUGCUAAGAGAACAUAGUAAAUUUUUUGGGAUUCGAGGUUUAAUAAUAUUACCAACAAAAGAAUUAGUUAUACAAAUAUAUAAACUAGCAAAAAAAAUAUGUACAAAUUAUUUUAAUUUAAAAAUAAAUAUAAUAAUAGGAGGAAUAAGUUUAUGCAAACAAUUUGAAAUACUCAAAGAAAAUAUCGAUAUACUUAUAUGUACACCCGGAAGAUUAUCAUAUAUACUUGAUGAAACAAAAUUAAGCUUAGAAAAAGUAGAAGUUAUUAUUAUUGAUGAAGCAGAUAGAUUAUUAGAACUCAACUAUUACAAUGACAUGAAUAAUAUAUAUAAAUGCUUAGGAAAUAAAAAUUUAAAUAAACAGACAAUAUUAAUUAGUGCAACCCUACCAACUAAUGUUGAAAAUUAUUUUAAAUUAAAAUUAAAUAAUCCUGAAAUUGUAUUUGUUAAUUCAGACAAUAAUAUAAGUUCACAAAUUAAUUUACAUUUUUUAUUUUGUAGAUCCUAUGAAAAAUAUGCUAUACUUAUUAAAUUAAUUUUAUUAUUUAAACAAAAGCAAUUAGGAAAAACUAUUAUUUUCUUUUGUACUAAAUAUCAUAUUUUAUUUUUUAGUAAAAUCUUAAACUUUUUAAAAAUUAAUCAUUCAAUAUUAUAUGGAAAUUCAGAUACAUCUUUCCGAUUUAAUCAAAUUAAUAAUUUUACAAAACAUGAUGAUAUCCAAUUUUUAUUAGUUACAGAUCUAGCAUCAAGAGGUAUUAAUAUUACAUCCGUUCAAAAUGUUAUAAAUUACAAUCUUCCAUUUUCUCCCAAAAUAUUUUUACAUCGAAUUGGUAGAGCAUGUAGAACGGAAGGCCAAUCCGGCUAUGGCAUAUCCAUAGUCACAUACCAAGAUAUUUUAUAUGCAUAUGAAAUUUGCUUUUUUAUUGGAAAAAAAUUAAAAUUCAUAAAGGAAGGCACAAGCGGUUCUCCCCGUUCCUAUGAGGGACAACCAGAUCAAACUACUGAACAAGAUGCAGAUCAAACUACUGACCAAGCUGCAGAGAAAACUACUGAAGAAACAGCCGAGGAAACUUCCUACCAAACUGCAACGACCCUAGUACCUCAAACUGAGAGCCCCGAAAAAGAAACACCUAAUGAAGGAAAAGAAAAUAAUGUAUACUUAGGGGCUAUACAUAAUAUAAGUGAGUAUUUAGAACUUAUAGAUAAUGCUAAAAAAAUGGACACCGAAUUAAUAUCACUAAAUAAAAGUAUCGAUUUAUCAUAUAAAUUAUAUUAUUCUAUGCGACCAAAGGUAUCAAAAUAUGCAAGUACAAAAUUUAUAAAAAAAAUAAAAAAAAUCGGAGGAAUAUAUAAACUAUGUCUGCUUAAACAUCCAAAUCCUAUUUAUGAUAUGCCAGAAAAUGAGGAAGCAAAAAAAAGUGAAACAGAAAAUAAAAAUGAUGAUGUUAUGAAUGAAAUUGAUAAUGUUUUUAAAAAUUUAACAAACUUUUUAAAAAAUAACCCCAAUUCAACCAAUGUAAAGGUGGAUGAUCCAGAUCAUCCUACAUUAGAAGAAACUCAAAAAAAUUCUGACACUCCUCAAGAUGAAUUCCAACCCACCAACAUAAACACAAACCUUGACAACGAACUAAAUGACGACCCCAAUUUAGAACCAUACAACAAUAUGGAUAGUUAUCAACAUUUUCCAGAAAAUUAUGUAGAAUCCUUUUUACAUGGAUUUCAAUACAGUAGCAAUACCAAAUUAAAAAAUAUAUCAGAAGAAAUUAAAGAUAAACUUGAUAAAUUAAAAGAAAAAAUUAAAAAAAAUAAAAACACAAAAAAUAAUUCCAUAUCCAAUGAUAUUAAUGGACUACUAGACACAAUAACACUCGGACUUAACAAUGAAGAAAUUCAAAAUUGGGACGAUGAUGAAUUAGAAUAUAAUAACAACAUUGAUCAAGCAAAUAUUUUAAAUGAAAAAAAAAAUAAAAAAAAAUUAAGUAAAAGAGCUAAAAAUAAAUUAAAAAAAGAAAAUAAUAUAACAUCACCUGAUGAUAUACAAAAAAAAAAAGAUAUAUCAUUAGAUGAAAUUUUAAAAAAAAUAAACGAUAAAAAAAUGAAAAGAGAUUCUAAUAAUAAAAUAUUAGAAUUAAAUACACCUGGUUUUGAUUUACUUCCAGAUGAAGAAGAUGAAUUAAAUAAACAACGUUUUAUUAAAAAAAAUGUUUGGGAUAAAAAGAAAAACAAAUUUGUAUUAACAGAAGUUGAUACAUUCCAAACAGAUAAAAAAAAUAAUAAAAAAAUCGAUGGAAAAAAUUCAUCUGAUCAAAAUACUAGUAUAUAUCAAAAAUGGGUAAAAAGAACAAAAAAUAGAAUUAAAAAUGUUGGAGAAUUAGAAGAUAAUUAUGAUAAGAAAAAUAAAAUUAAAGAAAUAUAUAUAGAAAAUCAAAAAAAUUAUGAGCAAGACAUGAAAGAAACCAAUCUUAAUGUACUAAAAGAAACCCAUCCUGAAAUAACGGAAGCAUUAUCUAAAAAUAUAAAACUAACAAAAAAACAGCAAAGAAUAUAUAAAAAAUAUAUUACUGGAAAAUAUAACAACCAAGAUACUAAUGAAUUAAAAACUUUAAAUCAAAUACAGCAAGAUAAAAAAAAAGAACUAAAAAGAAAACUCAAAACAGAUCGAGGCUUUAGGGCAAAAUAUGCACAUUUGAUGAAAAAAAAACAUCAACGAAAACUCGAGGAAAUGAAAAAUCUAAAAAGUGCUCGAUCCAAGUCCCUAGCCAUUAUUCGAAGGAAAAUCGGAAAGAGGUGA